This is a messenger RNA of Myxozyma melibiosi, 267 nucleotides long. Its product is annotated as acyl-CoA-binding protein. Gene Ontology annotation, biological process: fatty acid metabolic process. The transcript is spliced from 4 exons. The coding region runs from base 1 to 267 and encodes 88 amino acids. NCBI's taxonomy places the organism in Eukaryota, Fungi, Ascomycota, Lipomycetes, Lipomycetales, Lipomycetaceae. The record is from RefSeq and is a predicted model, not a curated record. Gene Ontology annotation, molecular function: fatty-acyl-CoA binding.
AUGCCUUCUGCUGAAUUCCAAGCUGCUGCCGACGCUGUGCAGAAACUUCCCUCGAAGCCCACCGACGACGAGCUUCUUUCGCUCUACGGUUUGUUCAAGCAAGCUACCGUCGGUGACAACGAUACCCCCAAGCCCGGUGUCUUUGACCUCAAGGGCAAGUACAAGUGGAACGCGUGGGACAAGCUGAAGGGCAAAUCGACCGAGGAGGCAGAGAAGGAGUACAUCGCGCUGGCGGAGAGCUUGAUUGCAAAGUACGGCUCGUCGUAA